GUAGGCGCUCUGGUGCUCGCCGAGGAAGCUCCUUCCUCGGGUGCACUAGGCUUGCCUUUGGAGCAGCUAAUCGGAGCCUGCUCCAUUGGCUCGCUUGCCCUUCACCUGCGAUUGCAUACGAACUUUCCUUACCUCUUCUUGAGAUCGUUGUCCUUGGAGUCGUCGAGAUCGACGUGGUGCUCGUGUGGUGGUCUUCGUCCGCUUAGAAUAGUGUAGUUAGUUAGGGGCCAUCGAAGAAGAAAGAAGAAGCGAUUAGCGCGGAGAUGCUGGAGGCGAUCAGUUACUAUGCCAGAGUGAGAUAGGAGCAAGAGCCAAACCUUAUCGGGGCAGCAAGGUCGCCCUGAGGAGGUUGACUCGCCGGCGCUUCCAGUCGUGCCGUGCCGAGCUCCCUCCGUUCCUUUGCCUAGGCGCCAGAUUGCGGCGCGCAGCGCAGCGCAGGGCUGCCUGGGCUCCGCUGGGCGAUUGCAGCCGAGUCCGUUUCUCGUCUAGCUGCCGCCGCGGCUACCGCUGCCUUGUCUUCCUCCUGGACGCUUGUGGGUUAUCAACUAAUCAAUAUCCACGAGCAUCCAUAGGCCAACCUUCACCAUCCUUCAAAAAUAAUUAAAGGAUGACAUUUUGAACCCAAUCUAAACUUCCUUUCCUCAGUUUUAAACUUUGGUUGCUUAACACUGAAGCAAUCAUGGUGAACUUAAGGAAAGCAGUGCACUCGUUCCUUGUGCAUCUAAUCGGCCUAUUGGUUUGGCAAUGUGAUAUUUCUGUGAGCCCAGUUUCAGCCAUAGUAACUGACAUUUUUAAUGCCUCCGAUGAUGGGCGCGUCAGAGUUCCAGACGGGGUACAAAACUGGCCAGCACUUGCAAUCGUCAUAAUAAUAAUAUUGACAAUAGGUGGCAACAUUCUCGUCAUCAUGGCAGUAAAGAUGGAAAAGAAAUUGCACAAUGCCACCAAUUACUUCUUAAUGUCCCUAGCCAUUGCUGAUUUGCUAGUGGGACUAUUUGUCAUGCCAACUUCUCUGCUGGCAAUCCUUUAUGAUUAUGUCUGGCCACUCCCCAGACCUUUGUGCCCCGUCUGGAUCUCGCUAGAUGUUUUAUUUUCGACAGCGUCCAUCAUGCACCUCUGCGCUAUAUCGCUGGAUCGGUAUGUAGCAAUACGUAAUCCUAUUGAGCAUAGCCGUUUCAAUUCGCGGACUAAGGCCAUCAUGAAGAUUGCUAUCGUUUGGGCAAUUUCUAUAGGUGUGUCAGUACCGAUUCCAGUGAUUGGACUGAGAGAUGAAAGCAAGGUGUUCGCUCACAAUACCACCUGUGUGCUGAAUGACCCAAAUUUCGUUCUUAUUGGGUCCUUCGUAGCAUUCUUCAUACCACUGACGAUUAUGGUGAUCACCUACUUGCUGACGAUCUAUGUUCUUCGGAGACAAGCUCUGAUGUUGCUACGUGGCCACACCGAGGAACUGCCCAAAAUAAGCCUGGAUUUCCUGAAGUGCUGCAAGAAGAAUGCCACCGAGGAAGACAAUGCUGCUAACCCUAAUCAAGAUGUGAAACCUCGCCCAAGAAAGAAGAAAGAAAAACGUCCCAGGGGCACCAUGCAAGCUAUUAACAAUGAACGGAAAGCAUCGAAAGUCCUUGGCAUUGUUUUCUUUGUGUUUCUGGUCAUGUGGUGCCCCUUUUUUAUUACUAAUAUUCUGUCGGUUCUUUGUGAGAAGUCCUGUAAUCAAAAGCUCAUGGAAAAGCUUCUGAAUGUGUUUGUUUGGAUUGGCUAUGUUUGUUCAGGAAUUAAUCCUCUGGUGUACACUCUUUUCAACAAAGUUUACCGAAGGGCUUUCUCCAACUAUCUGCGCUGCAAUUAUAAGCCAGAAAAAAAGCCUCCUGUCAGGCAAAUUCCGCGAGUUGCUGCUACUGCUUUGUCUGGGAGAGAGCUCAAUGUUAACAUUUACCGACCUACCAACGAACGCGUGGUAAAGAAAGCUGAUGACAAUGAACCAGGAAUAGAGAUGCAAGUUGAGAAUUUGGAGCUCCCAGAAAAUCCCUCUAAUGUGGUUAGUGAAAGGAUCAGUAGUGUGUAAGAAAGCACAGCACAGUCUUUUCCUACACUAAUGUUGGUAAUCUAGGAAACUAUUCUUCUAUGCUCUCCUGUUGGUUCUAACUAAUGUAAAUACUGCUGUCUGGAAAAAGUGUUUUUAUAUAUAGCUUUGCAACCCUGUAUUUUGCAAUUAUGUGUACAAUAGUGAGAUUUAGGGUUCUAUAUUUACUGUUUAUAAUAGAUGAAGAAUAACUUAUUUUGAUUCUUGAAUGCAUUAAAUGUUGUUUUCUUUCCCUUCCUUCUUUCUUGCCUCCUUCUCUCUCUCUCUCUCUCUCUCUCUUUCUCUCUCUAUCUCUCUCCCCUCUGCUCUCCUCCCCUCUGCUCUCCUCUCCUCUCCUCUCCUCUCAUCUCCUCUCCUCUCCUCUCCUCUCCUCUCCUUUCUUGCCUUCUUUUGUGAAUAAGGAAAUGUUCAUCUCAGGUGGCAUUUGCAGGAGACCAGAAUGAUGCAUAUGACAGUGGUUGUAUUUCAGCCACAUCAAAAUUAAAAAUUCGGUGGAAUCUUUCCAGGUUAACAGUAAAUAUAUACUUUAAAUUCUUGCUGUGCUGUGCUCAUCCAUCUACACACAUAAACACAGUAAGAUAGGUUCUGCCUUCCUAUACUCUGUCAUAUCAUUAGUGAGGCAAAGGUAGAACAUAGCCUUUUUGUCACAUAUGGGGCAAAAUUUGACAUUGUCAGAGUGUUGUGUUGAUAUUGUACUGCAAUGUCUGUCCCCAAACAUAGUGGUAUUUUAACAUAGCAGCUGGUUAACCAGGACUACAGAAGUGGAAGGAUAAUAUGAGAUACAUCCACUAAAAGCUUUUCACUUCUUAAGGACAAUGUUGAAAUUCCAAUUAUUAUGACAAACAAAUUGAAAUUAAUGUUUUCAUUCUGGUCCUUAGUAAAUACCUAAUUAUAUAAUUAAACUGGGAAAUGAGAUCCCAGGUUUAUUUCCCAAUCCAGAAUUCAACAUCAAUUGGAUUUUGAUCUCAGGAUCCUGAAAAUUCAUGUGCUACACACAAAGUGAAAUUAGCAUUUUGAGCCUUAUUAAAAUAUUUUUUUAAAUUAUGGUACCUCUGUCUAUAGGGCCCAAUUUUGUAGUCCAUUUUUGAGUAAAACUUGCGUUGGAAGCAUAGAUGAUCAAAACCUUGGAAGCUUUACUUGAUUAAGGACUACAGAAUGAGGCCCUUAGAAUGUGAAAAAAAAGUAAUUAAAAAGAAGCUUUUACUGAACUCUAGGAAUAAGAGAAAUACAGAGUUUCCAUUGGAUUUUAAACAAAAUUUAUCUCAUUUUCAGAUCCUUCCAAACUCUAGUGCAGGAAAAGGCUGCAGCUAAUUUGUGAAAGUGGCAAGCUCUUCAUUGUACUGCAAUUAUGUACCAGAAGUCUAAACCUUUGUUAAAAUAUAGUGUUGUGUUACAAUCAGUGUUGGCCAUUGUUUCAUUCGUGGGCCUGCUGCUCUCUAAGAAUUCAGUACCCCUUUACUAGCUUGUAAACCAUGAAAGGUUUUCAGGCCUUGCUAUAGUCAGACCAUUAAAUCUAUGCGUGCGCAGAGUAUACAAUGUUUCUAGUAACUGUAUUUCCAUGUGUGUCCAUCUCACACAACUGUGGAGCAAUUUCUGAAGAAUUCAUGAUGCUAUUUCUUAUACCUGACAGUUACUUACACACCUUAAAGUGUGCCUCUCAGUAUUCUGAAAUUGGUGAAGGCAGAAUCUGAAUUUUUAAAACCCCUGAUUUGUGUUUUCAACACUCAGCAUAGAUAAAUCCAACAGUCUGCCACAGGGGCAGUGAGAGAGCUGCUGUACUUGAGGAAACUCAUACAGUCUCUACUUGAUUCACAACACUGCCAAAUGUCAGUCAAUUCCUUGAGCAUGCCCAAAUCUAACAUGAAAGUAAAGCCUACCUGCCUGUUAGCUCUGUCGAACUGCAUGUUAAAACAAUUAUAUGAAAUUGAAUGAGAUAAUUUAAUUCUUACUGAAAUUAAAUGUCUGGAGAAACAGCAUGCAUAGAGCAUGAGUUGUGCACAUACAGAGGGUGUCUUGCAUGUAUGCCAUGUAUGUUGCAUGAAUCCAACAAUUUGUAUUAAUGUAGGGCAGAGUAGGUGAUAUCAAAGGACUGAAGAAAACCCUUUAGCAGUCCUUAAAAAGACCACACAUUCAGAUCUGAAGUAUUGUAUUAGAGAAAAUUGGAAACAUCUGAUUUCUUGACUAUCAGGGCAAGCUCAUAGCACAUGUUUUACACAGAAAUAAAAUAUAAACCACAAUGUUCAAAAGCACUGGCAAUAAGUUGAAUGAUAAUAGCUUAUAGCACAUUUGUUAAUAAUUCUUAUGUCAUCAAGUAGUACUUAAUAGUACCCAACACAGUAAUUCUCAAAUUGUGUGCUAUUCGUAAGUUCUGUGUAGUUUGGUAUGAAACAAAUAUACUUAUUUGGAUAUAAAUCUUACAGUUCAGUGUUAAAUCUACAAACUUUUAUAAGUGUUUUAAAAAGUCCAUGUGAUAACUGUGAAUGUGGUGAAUUUACUGUCAAACAAAUCAUUUUGAUGAACUAUUAUAUAUGUAUACCUGUUAAGAAACAUGCAACAGACUGCCUUUAUUAUUUCCUGUAAAAUUUCUUCAUUAUAUGGUAAUUUUUGUGAGUGGUGGCAAAGUGUUGUUUUAUUCUUGGUUCCUGCAUCUCCCCGCUCCAAGUUUUUGUGAUACUUCCCAUUAAUUUAUUAAAUUUAUUAAAAGUU
Messenger RNA from Pipistrellus kuhlii (Kuhl's pipistrelle), 4780 nucleotides. RefSeq names its product 5-hydroxytryptamine receptor 2C (gene HTR2C). Gene Ontology annotation, cellular component: plasma membrane; dendrite. Bases 680 to 2056 code for a protein of 458 amino acids. Lineage: Eukaryota; Metazoa; Chordata; Mammalia; Chiroptera; Vespertilionidae. Gene Ontology annotation, molecular function: G protein-coupled serotonin receptor activity; neurotransmitter receptor activity. Gene Ontology annotation, biological process: chemical synaptic transmission; feeding behavior; locomotory behavior. The transcript has 6 exons. The record is from RefSeq and is a predicted model, not a curated record.